CUGGAUAGCACAUCUUUGCGGCUGGUCAAUGAGUUGGAUGGUAUAGAUUGGUCCGCCGAGCAUAUUGACUUGGGCCCGUUCAACGAGGAGCCAGUAGACUUACAUACGUUGGUAUCCGACACUGUGACAGAUCCAAUAGGCCUCAAGGCAGAAGAAAUGUUCUUCGAUCCCGCUUAUGAUCCCAUUGACCUAAUCCCCCAAUUUAGUAUUGACAAAUACCCCGCUCUAACCCUGUCCAGCAGUCCUUGA
Echinostoma caproni is the source of this 249-nucleotide messenger RNA. NCBI's taxonomy places the organism in Eukaryota, Metazoa, Platyhelminthes, Trematoda, Plagiorchiida, Echinostomatidae. The record is from the annotation of a GenBank genome assembly.